AUGUAAAUCACCAUUUGGUUGUUCCGCUAAUUCCAGAAAUGGCGGUAUCUUCUCUUCCAAUUUUUCCUUCUACAAGCUUCCUUCCUCCUAUGCCCAUUCGCUGCGGUUCCUUUAAAUGUCCUGCAAUUUCAUCUAUCAAGAAAGCUUCUUUUAGGAGAUUGGUCUCCAUUGUUCUCGCGAAAGCCAUUUUACUCGAUAGCAGGGAAGAGCUCGACACCGUCAACAUCGCAGAAGAUGUAACGCAGUUGAUUGGGAGGACACCAAUGAUAUAUCUGAAUAAAGUUGUGGAUGGUUGUGUGGCGAAUAUUGCUGCAAAGCUUGAGUCCAUGGAACCUUGCCGAAGCGUCAAGGACAGAAUUGGAUAUAGUAUGAUAUCAUAUGCAGAAGAAAGUGGAGCUAUUUCUCCUGGAAAGAGUAUUUUAGUAGAGCCCACCACAGGAAAUACAGGAGUUGGCAUUGCUUUUGUUGCUGCAGCUAAGGGAUACAAACUUAUAGUAACAAUGCCCGCAUCCAUAAAUUUGGAGAGGCGAGUACUUCUUCGUGCAUUUGGAGCCGAGAUUAUAUUGACCGAUCCAACAAAAGGAUUAAAAGGGGCUGUUGAUAAAGCUGAAGAAAUUGCUCGGAGGACACCUAAUGCAUACAUGUUUCAACAGUUUGAUAAUCCGGCUAAUACAAAGAUCCACUUUGAAACUACAGGCCCAGAAAUAUGGGAGGACACCAUGGGUAAUGUUGACAUAUUUGUUGCGGGAAUUGGUACUGGUGGUACAGUCACGGGCACAGGACGUUAUUUGAAAAUGAUGAACAAGGACAUAAAGGUAAUUGGAGUAGAACCUGCGGAGAUUAGUAUAAUCUCUGGAGAAAAUUCAGGUUAUAUACCAAGCAUUUUGGAUGUUAAAUUACUUGACGAAGUUCUCAAGGUUACCAAUGAUGAAGCAGUUGAAAUGGCACGGAAAUUGGCGCUGGAGGAAGGUUUGCUGGUUGGUAUCUCUUCUGGAGCUGCUGCAGCUGCUGCCAUCAGUAUUGCAAGACGACCUGAGAAUGGUGGAAAACUUAUAGCUGUUGUAUUCCCAAGCUUUGGUGAGAGAUACAUUCCCACUGUUCUCUUCCGUUCAAUUCAUGAGGAAGUUCGAAAUAUGCCGCAACUAUGGUAAUAUUAAGCUUUCCUAUCACCAUGGUUCUUAUUUGGCCUGUCAUGCCCAAUGAUCAGGAGCGAAGGUUGAAGCGCUGAGCUGUCUGGAAAUGCUUGAAUUUAUUCUCUCCUAUGGUAAUCGGUUGUCACUGUUGAUAAAUCAGUUUUCCCCCUAUUUCAAGUGCAAUUUUCUUGUAGCACCGCAGAGGGGGUGGUGGUUUGGAAGAAAUGUAUGUUGAGCGUGGG
This is a messenger RNA of Telopea speciosissima, 1375 nucleotides long. RefSeq names its product S-sulfo-L-cysteine synthase (O-acetyl-L-serine-dependent), chloroplastic-like. The coding region runs from base 39 to 1151 and encodes 370 amino acids. Gene Ontology annotation, molecular function: cysteine synthase activity. Lineage: Eukaryota; Viridiplantae; Streptophyta; Magnoliopsida; Proteales; Proteaceae. The transcript is spliced from 10 exons. The record is from RefSeq and is a predicted model, not a curated record. Gene Ontology annotation, cellular component: cytoplasm.